Amyelois transitella is the source of this 4406-nucleotide messenger RNA. RefSeq lists its product as uncharacterized. Bases 322 to 4281 code for a protein of 1319 amino acids. The transcript has 6 exons. Lineage: Eukaryota; Metazoa; Arthropoda; Insecta; Lepidoptera; Pyralidae. The record is from RefSeq and is a predicted model, not a curated record. Gene Ontology annotation, molecular function: protein dimerization activity.
UAAUCGAUAUUAAGACUGCCGUCUGUCUUAGUCUUAGAACAAAUAGUGUAAUGUGAGUUUAAGGUAGACUCUGUCAACAAGCCGCGCCGAUUUUGAUUUGACUUGGAUGCUUGGAUUUGACCCAUGGAUUUGACAUCUAAUAUGACAAUUGACAGCCCAAGCCCCAGAUAUAAAUUGUGAUGUGAUAUGUUUUGUUUUCUCUUAAUUAUCUUCGUAGAUUAUAUUAAUUAUAAUUUACAUAUUUGACUUGAUUUAACAGUUAUAUUCUGAAAGUAAAACAUUAAUAUUAGAUUUUAUAACGAGAUAUAAAAUUAAUGUGCAAUGGAAACUGUUAACAAGUCUCGAACUCCUAGCCGUUGCCGUGAAUGGGAAAGACAGAGACGCAACAAGUUCAAUGAAGCAAUUUCAAAACUAGGGGAUCUUGUUAAAACUAUAAUAAAAGAAAAUGAUGCUACAGGAAAAGAUGUAGAGAACAUUCAGUAUCCAAAAAUUGAAAUUAUACAGAAAGCCAUAUUGUGUUUGGCUAAUUGUGUACAAGAGAAGACUCAAUUGAAGACUGAAAUAUUGGCUCUUCAAGUGAAGCUUGAUGCUCAUGAGAAUAAAAAAAGAAGCACCAGUGAUGCCUCUACGCAAGUUUUUUGUAAGGGACCCAAUAGAAAGAAACAAUAUAGUAAAAAGUUCAUCAUGACAAAGAAAUCAAAAUGUAAUGCAUUGAAAGAAAAAUCUGUUUUAACUACAAAUGUAACAGUAAAUACAAAUACUUCAAAAUUAUUAAUAAAAGAAUCAACACAAAAAGUAUCUAAAGAUAAACUUCCAAUAUUGUUACCUAAUUUGAGUAAAAAUAAAAGUGGACCAGAAAAUACAAUAGUGGUUUUACCAGCUGGACCAUAUAUUAUCCCGCAAAGACCACUUAUAUUUCCAGCUCUUCCACCCACCAUUGUUUUAGUUGAUCAAAACUUACAACCUAUUAAUAAAACACCAAUUCAUAUGGUUAACAGGAGCAAUGGUGAUAUAACAAAGACUACCAUGGUCAAUAUCUUACCAAUAUCAGCAUAUUCUCGGCCUUUGUCUGCUUCUAAAGUGAAAAAGAGUAAUUUAAAAUCUAAAAUUGAAACAACUAAAAAGGCUGUUAAGAAAAGUAAAACUGACGCGAAAAUCGGAAAAAGUAAAGCUGUUAAAGACGAGAAUGUAACUGAUAAAUGCAAUAGAUCUGAAACUAAAGGUAUUGCCGAUAACAAAGACGUUACCCAGAAUAAAAAGCUACCUGAAAAUAAUGAAGAAAUUGAAAAGAUUUCUGUCCUAGAUGUUACAAACAAAGUAGGCAUUGGUCCUAAAAAUAUUGUCAUUAACAAAGAAGAAACUCAAAAAACUGUUAAUGAUAGCAAAAUUAACGUUAAUCGAGGAGAAAAUAUUGAUAAUUGUAAAGAAAUUAAUACUUCAAAAUGCUCACAAGAUACAAUCAGUGCUCCUACAACAAUGAUGGCAUCUUCGUCUUUAGAUGAUUCGUCUACUGUUACUCAAUCUAUUGAGACUACCACCAAAUUCGAUAAAAGCUCUUCUGGAAAGGAGCCUUUGGGAGAAGAUAAAGACAAGGAAAACAAAUUACCUACCAUUUUACAUUCUACUUUAUGCGACACUGUUGUUGACGCUGGAAAUGCUCGUUUAGAAUUGGCCGAAGAAUUUCUAGCAGCUUCGCCUACUGCUGCCUUUUUAAUGUCUUUUCCUUUAGUUAGUGGCAAUAGAGCUGAUAGUCCCGCCGAAGAACCUCAUAGUACAUUACAUACUCAUUUAAAAGAUAGUAAUCCUAGAAGAAUUGAAACUACACAACAUAAUGUUUCCUUUUAUGAAAAACCAAAUUGUGAUGAGACUAAAAAGGAAAUUGAUAAACCUCCAGUACAUCCAACAAUUUUAAGUAAAGAUAAUGAAAAUUCUCAAGACAAUAUACAAACUAAAGAAGUUCGAAGCAAAAUCUUGCCUCCUUCUACAGUUUCAAAUGUUUCUAAUGACAAUCCAUUUUUAAAUCUACCAAUGCCAUCACUAAUAUCAACUAAUUGCACCAUUUCAGAUACUAGUUUUGGUUUAGAUUUUGACUGCAACUUAAAUAAAUCAAUCCCUAAUCCGUCUACAAAUUACGCUACUAGUGGAAACUUUUUCUACAAAAGCGAUCCAUUUAGCACAGUCAAAAGCACUAUCUAUAGUACAAGCAGUAUAUCUUCUGGACAUGAAUUUAAUAGCCUCGGAUUAUACCCAUGUGCAAUGGAAAAAUAUACCUCUAAAAAUAAAACCGAAUAUUCCACUGUUGAAGAUAAUCUUAUGAAAAUAGGUUCAUCAAGAUUAACAUACGACAUUGACUUAGGAUGGUCUCAUAAAGGCUUUGACUUCGUAGGCUGCACUACUGCCGCAAACACCAUUGGGAAAGAUAAUAUUCUGACGACAGUUUCGUCGUCAUAUUCCAAUUGUUAUCCUUUUAAUUCAGAAUUUCAUAUCCCCUUAGUGUCGAAUUCAAACAAGAAAGAAAAUGUUUCCAGCAGCAAGCCUAUCUCCUCUUUUGCUGAUACUAUUACUAGCUUUUACUCUCAACCUACAAGCUUGUGGACGGAUGACGUACCAUUUUAUACAAAUACUAACAUCGCAAAAACAGCAAAGCAUCAUAAUUACUUACAUUUAGACCAUACUCAAGCGAACGCUACUCAUAAAUCCAAUAAUAAACAUUAUAAUGCUAAAAUUACCUCCGAACCUGGUCAAGGCGUAUCAAAAACAAAUGGACCUCAAGCAUCUGAUAAAUAUACAAAAAAAUCGCCAAGUAAAAUGCAUAUAAAUUGGAUGACAUCUGAAAUAAGACCAAUUCAGAAUAUUUACGUCUCAAAUAAUCCAAUUUCAAAAGAGAGUCAAAAGCUAUAUGGUCAAACUGAAGUUAUUAGUAAAAAACAAGAUCCAAAUGAAAGUAACUUUUUCUCUCUGCCUUUGGGUAAUUUUCCUACUCAAAAUACUCUUGAAGAAUUGCAAGUAUGGCCAUCUGCUAGAACAGUUGGGCCAACUGAAAUCAGUAUCGAACCACCUCCUAUCAAUUUGCCCACAUUGGUUGGUGAUUUAGCUCUAGGGCCGCAUGACAAAAAGAAGCAUACUGACCUGUUAAACAGGGGAGUUCAAACUCAAACAGACGCCCAAAAUUGUGGAAACUUCCUUUCUGUUACACAACUAAUGAAUCGUUCUUCUGACAAUAUGGCAUCUCGGUAUCAAGUUCCUAGCGUCGAUCCAUCAAAACCAAUUCAAAAUAAACAACUGUCUUCCCAUUUUACAGAUGAAUCUAGUCUGAAAUCUAUCCAUUCACGCUUAGAAAGUAGAACAGCUCAGCCCUGUUAUGUUUUUAAUGAUCAAAAAGGUGCUAGUUCUUAUGACAAUAUAGCUCAAUAUCCUCAUAACAAAUCUAAAAGUAACAAAAACGACAAAAGCUCUAAAGUGCACAAGAAUAGUUAUUCAGCGGAAGCUUUGAUUCGUGGUGGCACUUGCACGCAGAAAGUUCACGAUAGUAGUACUAUAAAGUUUAUGAGUUCCUCUCAGAAAUACAACAAUUUUAACACUACUCAGGAUAACACCAUAGCCCAAGUUUCGCAUUUUCCUCCCAUGCUAGAUUAUAGUGAUAAUACUUACACUGGACAACAGUUUUCUGGGACCACAUUAUAUAACACUACAAAUACGAUAUCUAAUUCAUUUUACUCGAAUUUUAUGCCCGGAACUAGUAACCUGAUGUCCGGAAAUUAUACGGGGGGACCUUUCCCGGGAGAUUUUAUGGAUUAUAAUCAAACAGCGGAAUGUAAUUACUCAAACCAUAAGUACGAAGAGUUAAAAAUGAGAAAUAAUACAACAGUUUUUUCACAAGAUAAACCCCAAUCCAGUUACAAAGGUUCAAGAAGAGAAUCUGCGGCCAAACACAAGAUUGAAUGUUCGAAGAAAGAAUCAAAUAAGAAGUACCAAAGUAAACGUACGAAGGUAAAUGAGUCUGAGGAAUGGAAUGACCAGUCUCAUAUUUUAUGGCAAAAUAGAUCGUCUAGUAAAAGACAUGCAAAUCCGAUGACAGAAGAACUGCCGUUUCCCAACUAUGUUGGCAAUCAAAUGCCAGGGCAAUAUCAGCCUGAUUUCUUUAACACCCAUUUAAUGCCAACAAAUGUUCAAAGUGUGGGCCACAAUGUGGACCGAUCAUUGCCCGGCUUCCCGGUUACCUCUCGGGCUAACUUUAAUCUCAGCACAAUAUUUCCAGAAAUUACGAUGAAAGUGCAAUAGAAAUUCCGCAUCAAAACAUUGUUUGACGUUAUCGCAAGAAUGUUAUUAAAUCCAACUGUGAUUUGAUUAGUGUAUUUGUUAUUUAAUUAUUUUAUUUAAUUAAAAAAUAUUGUACACUUUUAUUG